Messenger RNA from Diaporthe amygdali, 1584 nucleotides. Its product is annotated as HET domain-containing protein. NCBI's taxonomy places the organism in Eukaryota, Fungi, Ascomycota, Sordariomycetes, Diaporthales, Diaporthaceae. The transcript is spliced from 3 exons. Bases 1 to 1584 code for a protein of 527 amino acids. The record is from RefSeq and is a predicted model, not a curated record.
AUGUCUCAAGUACCCAGUUCACCAGGGCUUGACGCCGAGAGCCUGGUGCAUGUCAAGGUGAAGCUCGAUGACUGCAUUGGAAGUCACCAGUGCGAGGGGCCACGGAAUGCAGAACUGCCUAUGCGCCUUGUAGAUCUCAAAGCCUGGCCCGAAAGCCCAGAACGCAUCAGACUCGUCGUAACGGAUGAGGUCUUGGCAGUAUCUCAUCAGACAAUCGACUAUGUUGUCCUGUCGUACUGCUGGGGAACGACAACUGCCUUCACUACCACACCCGCCACUCUCAGCAGCCGGCUGAAGGGUUUCAACAUCGCCGGAAUGCCUCGGACAUUGAGAGACACAGUCCAGGUCGCUCGCAACAUAGGAUAUCGCUAUCUUUGGAUUGACGCCUUAUGCAUCCUUCAGGGGAGCCGGCAAGACACUGUAGCGGCGGCGGACUGGCGAUAUGAGGCGGCACGCAUGCACUGGAUCUAUGGAAAUGCUUCUCUCUGCAUCGUCGCUGCUGGGGCCUCGAACUCAGACCAGGGACUGAUGCACAAGGACCCAAGGGUUAUCGCUGAUGACGAAAUAGCGGAAUGGGUAGGUAAGGGAAAGAUUCCCAUAGGCUGCGAGCCAAUCUCCAGCCGCGCGUGGUGUUUCCAGGAAUGGCUCUUAUCCAACCGCCUGCUCGUGUUCGCCAGCACAGGGGUGUAUUACACAUGCGACCAAUACGUCCUCGACACUUCUGAUCCAGACUACGGCUUCCGAUUCCCCCGAUCCCUUCAAGAAGUCGCAGCCAUGGAAGACCGUGGAAAUCGCAGAUAUGACAGUUGGCAGACCAUGGCAAUGAAUUUCUGUGGCCGCAGCAUGACCGAGCCGAGUGACAAGCUGCCUGCUUUAUCUGGCAUGGCGCAGAGGUAUGCAAGUCUAAUGGGCUGGCAGCCCGGCGACUACCUUGCCGGGCUGUGGAGACGCAGUCUCAUCGGCGAUCUUCUCUGGGUCCGUGAGGAAGGUAUCUCAUCCAUCUCAGCGACGCCCGACCCCACCAAGACAGGUCGCCAAUAUGGACGCGCCCCGUCUUGGUCGUGGGCCUCGAUGGACGGCAGCAUUAUGUACCUCUCGUUACCAGGCGGGUAUGCCCCGGACAUCGUCUGCAUUCAAAGCUGUGAAACUGUGAAGCCAGGUGUGGAGGACGAUCCGUUUGGUCAGGUUGUGUCUGGCCACCUAGAUAUUGUAUGCCCUUACAUGACACUAUGGGCCAGACCGAUGGUCCAAGAGACUGGCGAAUUGUACUUCCAGCUUUUUGACGCAGAAGGUGGGUUCGUCAGCUUGCUAACGGUGGAUGAUCCGGCUGAGAUGGACGCAUCCCAGACAAAUGUGUCCACUACGCCGCAAUUUCAGCGAGACGAUUCAUCACAUCGAAAUGAAGGCAUAAUGGUACACUGCCUGGGGCUUAUGGUCGAGCAGAGCCCGCAAAGAAGGGAUGGGAAGAUUCGUUGGGCCGGAAUGGCUGUACGACCACUGAUUGGCAACAGCUAUGCUCGCGUUGGGAAUUUCUGGAUUGCGGGUUUCAAAAUCGUGGAACAAUCGAGGUUCUUGAUUGUGUAA